UUAUUUGCACAUCUACUGUCAUUCAGCAUGUUGAAAUGUUUUCAUCGUGAGUCGCCGAAAAAGUUUUAAUUUCAAUCAAAUGAAAAUGUUUAACUGAUGAAGAGCUGGUUAGUAGUUUGUUGUCAUUAUUCGUUUUGUGAACAAAUCGUUGGUGAUGUGGAUUGAAAUAUUACAUAUUCAACAUAUACAGUACAUAACAAACGAGUUUAAAAUGGGUGUUGAAAAUUUCACAGUAGUUGCGCAUUGAGUGCCGAUCGCUGUGCGUCGCGUGUCUUGGGUUUAGGAGCCCACCAUGUCCUUGGCGAGGUUAACGAGUGCAUGGGAGGACAACAAGUCUCGCUCGGAGACUGUGUUAUAUCCGGAAAAAUAUUCGGUGUCGUCGGCUAAUGGCCGCUUUUCCCACUCACGUGGGGGUAUAUCACGUAACAGCAGUCGUGAUGAUAACAAACUGCACAAAAGUUUGGAAGAGAUUUCCAAAGACAUUAAAGAACUAGAAGAUUUCAUAACAGUUACUGAGGAAAUUCUAAAACGAGAACGCGAGUACGAUGAACAACUAUACCGAAGAGAACGCCAGCGGAAGGCGUUCGAAAAAACUAUGCACCAAAUUAGGAGUAAAUGCAGUCCAACGAAAAUUUGCUUCGGUCGAGCCGAUGACUCGGGAGUUAAAUCACCAACUUUUAAAGUAAAUAUCACGCACAAAAGACGUAUCAAAUCGUUUAGUCCAAAAAGUUACAAAUCCAAACUGUACUUCCGGAAUGGCAAGAUUGGAUGUCUCGACGCGGAAGCAACUGCAUCCAAUUUGAGGAGUACCCACGAGUUAGUGAAAAGAAUUAUCAACGACGAAAACAACAUGUUAGUAAAAUUGGAGCAUCAGCAUUACACAACCGAUAUCCGAGAGGAAUCGCCUGUUUCGGUGGGAACCCCGUUGGAGAGCUUGCAAAUGUGUGUCACAGAAUCCGUUGGCUCGUUGUGCGAUGAAUCCUACAAGGUUCUAGAUGACAAGCCAGCCGACGAGGUAUCACAAUCAAAAAUGGAACAAAACUUUUGCAGUGAAAGAACGAUUGAAGAUGAAGGCACCAUAAUAAGUCCUCCAGCAAGUGCCAACGAUUUUGUAACAGGCCGAUUACGACAUCUCGCUAACAGAUUUUCCGAAAGAACUAAACGAAUGCGUAGUAAAUUGGAAAUUCCGCCCACACCAUCAAGCAGUGUCAGUGCCCCUUCCAUAGCCCCAUCCACUCAAAGACACAACGUAGAAUUACGUGCUAUUCAAAAUUCGGCGCUCACCCUGCAAUCGGCUACCGGAGCCGAAACUUGUCAUCACGACUACUUUUGCCCUAUAUUUUGUACUGGUGCAAAAACAAACACUGUUUUGGACCCACAGGGAAAGUUUUACAUCUCAUGGCUAUUUAUCGUCUCGCUGUCAUUCCUCUAUAACGCAUGGGUCAUCCCAUUGCGGUCUUCAUUCCCGUACCAAACUCCGGAGAAUACGAAAUACUGGAUCGCCCUUGAUAUCUGUGCAGAUGUUAUUUAUCUGAUUGAUAUUCUGUUUGUGAAGCAUAGAAUAAUGUAUCUGUUUGAAGGAUUUUGGGUCAAGGACACCAACCUUACCCGAAAGAACUACAUGAGAAAACUACAGUUUAAAAUGGACUUAGUCGCUCUCAUGCCGUUGGAUUUGCUGUACCUUAAGUUCGGCACGGAACACGUGGUACUCCGAUCGCCGCGUUUGCUGAAGAUACAAAGCUUCUGGGAGUUUUUCAAACUGAUUGAUCGUGUGAUUUCGUCGCCGCAUAUGAUUCGUGUCGUCAAGACGCUCACCUAUAUGCUGUACAUGAUUCACCUGACGGCCUGUUCAUAUUAUGCGUAUAGCGCCUAUCAAGGUCUUGGCUCCAACCGUUGGGUGUUCAACAACAAAGGUCACGCCUAUGUUCGCUGUUUCGCGUUCGCAACCAAAACCGCCACAUCAAUCGGUAAGAACCCGAAGCCGGAGAAGGAGGGUGAACUGUUGUUUAUGACGGCCGCCUGGUUGAUGGGAGUGUUCGUAUUUGCGCUGCUGAUUGGCCAAAUCCGAGACAUAAUAGCGACCGCCACACGAUCGAAAUCCGAGUACAAACAAUUGGUCGACGAAACGUUGGAGUACAUGCGGCAGUUGAGCCUGCCGACAGAUCUUCAGCGACGAGUUAAGAUGUGGUUUACCUUUACCUGGGAACAGCAGCGAAGCUUGGAUGAAACACACAUUAUGGAUGCGUUGCCUGCUAAUCUGAAGACCGAUAUUGCUAUUUCCGUUCAUAUUCAAACUCUGUCCAAAGUGCAACUAUUUGCCGAUUGUGAAGAAGCGUUGCUUCGAGAGCUGGUGCUAAAAUUAAGAUCUGUUACGUUUCUUCCCGGCGAUUACGUUUGUCGUAAAGGCGAAGUUGGCAAAGAAAUGUACAUCGUCAAAACUGGUCAAGUUCUGGUUAUGGGAGGCCCCAGAAAUGAUAUUGUUCUUGCUACUCUUUAUGAAGGUUCUGUAUUCGGAGAAAUCAGUUUGUUGGCUAUCAACGGUGCUGAAGGAAAUAGACGGACUGCUGAUGUACGAUCCAAAGGUUUCUCGAAUUUGUUUGUUUUAUCAAAAUCCGAUCUGAAUGAAGCGAUCGUCUACUAUCCGAAUGCACAAGCAAUUCUCAAGAAACGAGCUAAGAGUUUGAUGCGCAAGAAUGCUGCUCGAGAAAAAGCGGAAUCACAGCAGAGUAUCGACACCACAGAUGCCGAUACAGACGUAGUUAUCAGUAAUCCGAAUCAUAACCUAUCACCAAAAUUACUGAAAACAGUCAUCCAGGCAUUACCAAGUGAAUCACCUGCCGUACAGCUUCUCACCCAAGGAUUUAAAGGCGAUCACGUGAAGGUGGAAAUAAUUGACAAAUCGCACCAAAAGGAAGAUACCGUAUCUAAUCGUAGUCUGGAAGUACAUACUACACAGGUGCAAAUUGAAAACGAAAAAAAUGUUGAAUUUCCGUGUGAUUUAGUUUACAGUAUUAAACAGGAGCUGAUGGAUAAUAACAGUUACAUUAAUCUAACCGAUACGGAAAAAUACAAACUGCUGAACGAGCUAUCCAAAGAGCUUAAUGAACAUGAAAAAUCACCAGUGUAAAUCUCGGUUGAUCCAUCCUCGUUGAUUCAAUGUGAAACAUUGUCUAGAAAAUCUUUAGAAUGUUUUUUAAAUAUUAUUUGUUAUCGUGAACAGAAUCACAAGAUUACUUGGAGUUAAUAAAAACCAAAAUGUCUGUUGUAACAUUCUUGUUCUAAUAGCCAUAAUAAAAAUUAACCUUCUGUGGAAGAACAAGUGAAAUGAAAGUGCCAUGAAGAAACCCGUCAGUUUUAGUACCAAUAAAACACACUGGAGAGACUAAUAGCUCGAAAUAAUAAAUGUUUUGUGUUUUUCAAGUAAUAAA
Molecule: messenger RNA, 3428 nt
Organism: Wyeomyia smithii (pitcher-plant mosquito)
Lineage: Eukaryota; Metazoa; Arthropoda; Insecta; Diptera; Culicidae
Gene: CngB
Product: cyclic nucleotide-gated cation channel beta-3
Exons: 7
Coding region: 293-3127 (944 amino acids)
Biological process (GO): monoatomic cation transmembrane transport
Cellular component (GO): intracellular cyclic nucleotide activated cation channel complex; plasma membrane
Molecular function (GO): protein-containing complex binding; intracellularly cAMP-activated cation channel activity; intracellularly cGMP-activated cation channel activity
Source: RefSeq, a predicted model, not a curated record